Molecule: messenger RNA, 2966 nt
Organism: Dinoponera quadriceps
Lineage: Eukaryota; Metazoa; Arthropoda; Insecta; Hymenoptera; Formicidae
Gene: Adar
Product: double-stranded RNA-specific editase Adar
Exons: 8
Coding region: 1-2256 (751 amino acids)
Biological process (GO): RNA processing; adenosine to inosine editing
Cellular component (GO): nucleolus; cytoplasm
Molecular function (GO): double-stranded RNA binding; double-stranded RNA adenosine deaminase activity; tRNA-specific adenosine deaminase activity
Source: RefSeq, a predicted model, not a curated record
AUGAACUUAUCAAGAGCGGACUUGUACGAAAUUGUGAUUACGGUGACGCGUAUAUCGGUACAACGUUCGCAAAGUCUCCGUCGGGUGUGCGACUCGACGUGGCGUUCACGCCUAUGUGUUUUGCCGCGACGGGGCCUGCUGAGGAAGCUGAGAUUCUUGAUCAAUCACUCGGACCUGCGUACGAUCGUCAAGUGUUUUAAUCGCGGUAUAUUCGCCGACGAUACGGACAUCCUCUGCAUUGUGUACGACGAGAUUGUUUUACGCGGCUUGCACAACACCUCAUACGUGGAGGGCAUAGUUAGACGGUACAACAAGUAUUGCCAGUGCGACGCCUCUAUGGUCGCCACUAAUAAUACCUUAUCGGAGAGCCCGCAGAAUGGCAAUACCGCAUUGAUGGGGCAAGGAAAUUUGCAAAAAACGAUUCUGAAGAGAGCGUCAGAAGCUGAUAUAGAAGAUGUCAGCAACGCCAAGAGACGUCAUAAGAAUCCGCAGCCGAAGAACGCGGUGUGCGCGCUGAACGAGCUGAAAACCGGGGCGAUUUACAAAGUGGUCGGACAGACCGGGCCCACUCAUGCACCGAUAUUCACGAUCGCGGUGCAGAUCGAUGGGCAGACGUACGAGGGGAAAGGACGUACCAAGAAGAUGGCAAAGCACGCGGCCGCGGAGCUCGCUCUACGGAACAUCAUUCAGUUUCGGAACACGCCGGAGGUUCAUCAGGCUAUCAAUACUUGCCAAUCCGUCGUACCUCUCGAGCCGGAUUUCACGAGCGACGUUACCGAACGUGAUAAUCAUCUCGUCAAUGCAUUUAAAACGUUAACGCAAGAGCCAAAGAAUACGAGUAAGUUUUUAGACAAAGGUCCGGUGGCGCUGAUCAACGAGCUGUACCCGGGCGUUAUAUACAACUGCAUAUCCGAUAACGGUGAGAGUUACGCGAAAUUCACAAUAUCGGUGACCAUCGAUGGGGAGACGUUCGAGGGGACAGGUCCGAGUAAAAAACUGGCGAAGGCGGCGGCGAGUAAAGCCGCCCUGGCGAAGUUACGAAAUGUUCACAGUUCCUCGUUUUGUAUACCGCUGCCCGUCCGCAUCUUGCCCAACUUUUCGAAUUCGGCCCACUGGCAGGAACAAAUGACACUGCCGCAGAUGCUGGCCGAUAAGAUCGGCAAAAUGGUGAACCAGAAGUUCAGCGAGCUCAUCCAGAGCAAACCGCAGCACGCACGGCGCAAGGUUUUGGCCGGCAUCGUGCAAACGAAGGGGACAGACGCGGAGUUAAUAUGCGUUACCACUGGUACGAAGUGCGUGUCGGGUGAACAUUUGAGCGUCAGCGGUGGUGCCGUCAACGAUUGCCACGCGGAGGUGGUGGCGCGCCGGUGUCUCUGUGAAUACUUGUACAAGCAGCUGGAACUGCACACCGAAGACAACAACACAGAAUCUAUCCUCGAGCCGGCCAAGAAGGGAUUCAAGUUGAAGCAAGGCAUUCAGUUUCAUUUGUACAUUAAUACCGCCCCCUGCGGAGACGCCAGGAUCUUUUCGCCUCACGAGGAGAACGAGUCUGUGGACAAGCAUCCCAAUAGGCGUGCACGUGGUCAAUUACGUACGAAGAUAGAGUCCGGCGAGGGGACUAUUCCCGUCAAGAGUAACGAGGGUAUUCAAACCUGGGACGGCGUCCUGAUGGGUCAAAGACUGCUGACGAUGUCGUGUUCGGACAAAAUAGCUCGAUGGAACGUACUUGGUGUGCAAGGCGCGCUUCUAAGCCACUUCAUCGAGCCAAUUUACUUCCACAGCAUUGUUCUCGGCAGUCUUUUGAACCCCAGCCACAUGUACAGAGCGGUGUGCGGUCGUAUCGAAAACACUAUUCAGGGCUUGCCACCGCCGUAUAGGCUCAACAAACCGUUAAUGAGUUUAAUCACAUCAUCUGAGGUCAGACAACCUGGAAAAGCCCCGAAUUACAGCGUCAAUUGGACGAUCGGUCAAAACGAAGCCGAAGUCAUAAAUUGUACGACUGGCAAAGACGAAUUGGGAAAGCCUUCCAGAAUAUCUAAACAGGCAUUCUUUAGAAGGUUUUUCAAUCUCUUAGGUAAACUUCCAACCAUAGAAGAUGUUGAUGAAAAUCGUUGCCGUCAUUAUCUUGAUGCGAAAUCAUCGGUACAGGAUUACUCGCUUGCUAAACGUCAAUUGAAGGAUGCUUUUGUGAGAGCGCAGCUCGGAAGUUGGGUGAAAAAACCGAUUGAGCAGGAUAUGUUCGAAGUCGAUAUCUGACUAAAUCAGAGUAAUAUCUCGAAAAGCAUUAUGAAUGAAAAGAAUCAUGAAGUCGUGGAGUACGUAGUUUCUAGUGCAAAAUAGAUCGCUCGUUCGGCGUGUCAUAAUAUGGCAGAAUUUGGUAUCAGUAAAGCAUAAAUCGUAGGAUCUCGCGCAUGUACACUCGUCGGUCUUGCGCCCCCGUAUGAUCUCAGCAUAUAUUCAUUCGUGUUCAAAGUGUGUUACAAAUCAUACGUUUUUGUCAGUUACCAGCAGUUCCGUUGUCAAGACAGUGUAGCCGCUAAAAGGGAUGCGCAAUCAGAAUUCAAAAAGAGAGCUUGUGCGUUAUUUCGACGUGUCCCAAUCAACGAUACUUAUCAAUGCAAUGUCGAUUCAGCACAUAUCCACAUGGAAUGGGAUUUCAUAAUAUAUUAUAUAUAGUAUGGCUCAUACGCAAUAUGUCAUUGUUUUUCACGUUUUUUUCGGGGACUCUUCCUAAUUUUGAUAAACUAUCGGAGGAAAAAAAAAUAAGUAAGACCUGUUUGUGUGAUUCCACUGUUUGACGGAUUCCACCAUGAUGAAUAGUCUUUCUUUUCUGCAGGACAAUUUUGUUGCUUCAAAUAGAUACUUUCAAGUAUCAUUUUCUUUCCACUCGUCCGUUCUUGUAUGAUAUAAGCAAUUAAUGUCCAAAAUCCACUUCGAAUAGUUUUUGAAUUAAAGUAUAGUAUUGA